AUGCUCGUCUCAUCGACAUCAGCAUCAAUUGCCGUCGUGCUGCUGUUAACACAAUGGACGGGUUCCACGAUCGCCGCACAGUGCUACUUCUCCGACGGCAGUAAAGCAGACAGCAGUUUCCAGCCCUGUUUCCCAGACCAAUAUAAUAGCCCCUGCUGCGCGAAUAACAAGCCCAAGGGCAUGGCCAACGACCUCUGCUUAACGAGUGGACUGUGUCUGGCACAGAUGCAGGGCUUCGCAGGGAUGAUAUAUCAGAAUGGGUGUACCGAUCAGACCGGGAAGAGCAGCCAGUGUCAGGCGAUUUGUUCUGGCUCUACGUCGGGCGGAAUCCACCUUCUCCCUUGCCCAGCCAAGGGUACUAACAAGUGGUGCUGUAGCAUCAACGGGACAGACUGCUGCGAUAACGCGGCGACGGUCUCCAUCGGCACAAUCUACGGAUACACGAGCAUAUCGGCAUCGUCGGCAUCGUCGUCAACCUCAACAGCCACGGGGACCGGGACGAUAGCUACAACGACGGUCACCACAACAGCUGCAGCCGGUAACGGUACGGAAGUCUGCUCGGAUUCGAGCUCGAAGGCGACCGCGGUCGGGGCGGGGAUUGGAGCAGGUCUGGGUACCUGCUUAGUUGCGACACUAUUUGCGCUCUGGUUCCAGCGACGGAUGUAUCAGAAGAAGCUGCAGCAGACUAGCGGAUACGCUGGAUACAGUCCUGCCAGCAUGGCAUAUGCCCAAUCUGGGUAUUCGAACCCGUCGAGUGGUGUUCGGCGGAAUGUCUCCGAGCUGCAGUCGAAUCAAGAAGUCAUCCAUGAGGCAGAUGGACAAGAGACACGAAAAUGA
This is a messenger RNA of Aspergillus fumigatus Af293, 837 nucleotides long. RefSeq names its product EGFR-like transmembrane domain-containing protein. The record is from RefSeq and is a predicted model, not a curated record. Bases 1 to 837 code for a protein of 278 amino acids. The transcript is spliced from 2 exons. NCBI's taxonomy places the organism in Eukaryota, Fungi, Ascomycota, Eurotiomycetes, Eurotiales, Aspergillaceae.